Molecule: messenger RNA, 4565 nt
Organism: Meira miltonrushii
Lineage: Eukaryota; Fungi; Basidiomycota; Exobasidiomycetes; Exobasidiales; Brachybasidiaceae
Exons: 1
Coding region: 381-4460 (1359 amino acids)
Biological process (GO): positive regulation of Rho protein signal transduction
Molecular function (GO): guanyl-nucleotide exchange factor activity
Source: RefSeq, a predicted model, not a curated record
UACCCUCUUCCCACUUCACCUAAUCACGAGUUCCUACCAAGAAGGUUUCUUCAUCAUAGCCUUCUUCCACAUCGUCACCCUGUCAAGAAGAAUGCCUUUUUUGACACAACUUCAGCCCAAAGACUAAAAGCCCCUUUUAGCAUAUUACUUCACAGCAUUACGACCCAUCACGACUGCAAACACAAAGCAAAAGAUUUUUUACGAAGGGUAACGAAAACGAUUCAAAAUACGAAACUUUUACGAUAACAAAUUGAUUUCAGAUCGAAAUAGAAAAAACGUCACAUCUCAAAUAAUCAUCGUCUUCAAUCAUCGAUCCUCUAUGAAAAUUAAUCUAUAAAUAGAAUUUCACCUAUUUUCCACUGAUUCUGCGUUUUUGCACAAUGCGGAAAUUCUUCAAUCGAUUGGCUACCGGCAACACAGCUCAUGCUGAAGGUGUUGGUACACGUGGUGAGCUCAAUUAUGAUGCCCAAUUCAAUGGAGGAAAGUCAAAAAUUAACGAAAAGAGAGAAGGAUACGGAGAAAAGGUCGGUUUGAUUGACGGCCUUGGAGGAGAGUCGCCAACACGAGAGCGAAAUGGCUCGGGAGAACGAGUGAAGGCAUUGGCUGCCCGGUAUGAAACAUUGUCCACCCAGAGAGAAAGUGUGCAGCAUAGUCCCAUUGACAAGAAUAGGAAUACCUCGAGCAAUUGGCUAUCAGCUACAAGAUCUGCAACAAAUACAUCAGAAGACACUAGAAACAGUCAAAAGGAUUCCACUUCUCCAGACUUGUCGGGCUCGCCGCAACCUCGUCGAGAGCGAUCUCAUAUUCUCGGAUUUCACAAGCCGCUUCCUCCUAUAGCACAUCAACCACAAUCGACACCAUCACAAGGCGUAUUAUUGCCCGAAUCCCAACUUUCAUCUGAGGGAGAUGGAAUGCUACCCGCUGUCUUGCAUGCUGGAUCCAUGGGCGAGAAUGGUGAGAAUAUGGACCUCAUGCAGAACGAUCUCAAACAGACCCAAUCACACACUAGCACAUCAGCCCAAAAUCGACAUUUAUCCACCACUCCUGUCCCAAAUCAGCCCAAAACUGUCGCAUUUGCACCUUCACCAAAGAAGCCUUAUCGAACAUCAUCGCCGCUGCCGACAGAAUAUAGCAAUGUACCAGCUUUGCCAGAUAGAGCAUUGGAGGAAGUGAGUCGAUAUCAACAUGGAUCUUUGAGUAGUGCACAAUCCGUCGGUAAUUUUGCAAAGCCAACAAUGGCAAGCACAGCUCGUGCUAGAGCGGGAGCAGCAGCGGCUACUAGCAAGCAGUCACAAAGAGAUACUGGACCAAAUCUAACCACCACAUCUCCAGCCUUGAUCAGCCCAGUAGCUCGACAUGGCACGGAGAAGUUUCCAACGUCUGGCGGAGGACCUUCUCGUCCGUCUAGUGGUGGUCAAGCAACUGGCACAACAAAAAUGGUUCGCAGCAAUUCAGCUUCUGCUUCACAAAGAAGAAAUGGUACCUUAUCAAGUGGUAGUGCAGGCGCACACAUUCCUGCUUCUAGCACAGUCAGUCUUAUGCAAAAUACUCGUGAAGGCGCAGGUCAUCUGCCCAACAGCAUCCCUUUCGCCAAUCAGACAUCAGCUUUGGGCUUGCUACGAUCUGCCAGUCCGCAGAGCGUGGGCACAGGAUCUUCCGCUUCUGCCCAUGGCAGACCUGUCCCCGAUUUCUUUGGCAAUCAUAGAAGAUCGAGUCUGCAAGGACAAUUACCUGGAGGCUCUCAAGGGUUUACAUCCUCUAUUCGCAGUAUUGGAGCACCCAGUUGGAGUGAAAUGACACAAGAAGAUUUGGUGAACAACCUUGGCGCCAGAGAAAGGACCCGACAAGAAGUUUUGUGGGAGAUCGUAGCAAGCGAAGAGAGAUAUGUACAGGAAUUGGAGAAAACAAAAGAAUUUUUCUUGGAUCUCCUCUUACAUCCUCAUCGUUUUAGUCCGCCAGGCUCACCAGGGGGCGUUCAUGCUGCCACGCUUGCCACAUUGGAAGGACGUGGCACGAAAAAGGGACGGAAAGAGACACCCCCAUCCUCUGCUCGACCGCUUACAUCACCCUCUCAAACGGCCGUCUCGAAUGAAUUACCGAUUGCCUCCAGAUUCUUGAGUGCAGCCUCGGGGUUGCGCGAAUCAGGUGAUGGACCAUAUGGCAGUAUAGAUGCUGCUGCGAUCUCACAUGCUGCUGCACAGAAGAAUGUUGGUUCUCGAAGUCCUUACUCAACAGGUUUGGCUACCAGUCCAACGCCUGCGACUCGACCUAGAAGCAGCGGAGGAAGUAACAAUACGCCAAACACUCCUGUUGCGGGAAGCAGCAACACCAAUCUCACAUCUCAACCAGCAAAGAAAGGUCAUGUUAAGGAAAAGUCUGGUUCAAAGGAGGAAUCGACAGCCAAGAGAUGGUCACAAAGGCGAAGUAAGGGUUUGUCUGGCAAUUCCUUCUCGUCCAGUCAGAUAGGCUACGACCUCACGAAUGGUCAAGGUUUAGGCAUCACACUGCCACCGCCUUUGCGUGCCGUACUUGAGGUUAUCGAUAAUGGCAUCUUGGAAGGUCAUGCCCUGCUAUCAGAAGCUCUCAGAAUACGCUAUGAGGAGCAAUGGCCUCUCGUGCGAAGCUUGGCAGAUGUUUUCACACGAUUUUCCUAUGUGUUGAAGCAUUAUCGUGACUAUGUUGUACACCUUGAAAGGGCUUUGGAUUGUUUGGAGGAAGCUGCGCUGAUGGAAAGGGCAAUGCGCGGUAAAAGAUUACGAAAGGAUCGAUUGUCCGUCAUGGUGGGACUAGGAAGAGCAGUGGCCUCACUUGAAGCAUCAGCAGCUGAACGCGGAGAAUGUGGAUUGGCAAUCUUUCUUGCUAUGCCAUUUCAACGAUUAUUAAAGUAUCCGCUUUUGUUUCAAAAUCUACUUUUCCAUACGGAUGCAUCCACGUACGAAUUCGAGAGUACGGUGCAAAUGGUGGUAGAUGUAGAAAAGAUCGUACGUACGAUUGAAGAUGAAAAAGUGAACAAAGAAGAAAGAGACAAGACGAUCGAUGCAUUCGCCAGAAUUGAAGGAAUAAAAGAUCGAGCUCUUUUAAGACCAAAAUCUGAUCGUAUCCUGAUUGAAGAAAAGCCAAUGUAUCAAGAAAAUCCAAGACGAGCAAUUUCUGAUUCGAACGACAAAGGAGCGGGCAGUAAAACAGGUCAUUCCAGUAAUGACUUGAGUGCGGAUAGUAUGGUAUCAAAUACAGCCAUGUCCACUCCCACGGGAACAGGAAGUGGGAAUUUACGAGCUUCGAUUCGUAACAAGCGGUCUUAUCGACGUUUAUCUGAUCUGCUUACCCUAAGCAAUGCAAAUCACUCCACAACUGGAGAGGACGGCAAUGUCACAUAUACAAAAGCGCCCAAUAUGGGAUCCAAAAAGGAUAUUUGGCUCAUUCGAUUUUCCGAUGUCGAGCUGCGUUGUCAGCGAGUUGGUGUGACGGCUUUGCCUAUGGUCAGCUCAGUAGCAUUGCAGCCAUCUGCUCUUGAUGCAUCUGCAGAAGUUUCCAACGCAAAUGCCGAAAAUCAAGAAGCGAUUGAUUCUACUCUAACCGAUGAUGAGGCCAGAAUGCGAGAUGAGUUCAAAAGAACAAAGGAGAGCAAAGAACGUAUGCGUGCACUGCGCAAUACGACCUUACGGUCAAAGACACGAAAUCUGUACAAAUUUAUUGGAGUUACCAGCUGGAAAGCGACUCGGGAAAGGUCAAACAUUGAAGAAUCGGAAGGCUUGGAAGGAUUGUCAACUGCUUUGGAGGAAGACGAAGAGAUGCAAGACGAAGAAGAGGAAGAAGACGGAGGCGAUGAUAAUGAAAGUAAUACAAGUCAAGAAACUGAUGGAGGAUUACUCGAUCCGGAUCAUUAUGUCCGACAAUCCAAGCUCAGCUUCUCUUAUGGCGGUCAGGAUCGUGUGGAGCCCAAAUUGAGCUAUUCCAGUACAAGACCGAAUUAUCGAAAUGCCAGAACAAGUUCUAUACCUUCUUCCUUUAAACGUCACUCGAUGGGAGCAUCUUUGGUCAAUACAUCGCAAAGUGUUACUUCAAUGUCACCUAUCUCGUCUAUUGAUUCAGACAAUAGUGUCUCAUUGACAAAAGCAGUCGUGGCAACAUCCAGAAUACGUAGCGACAAAUUUGGUAAUCGUUUACGUUCUUCUGACGAAAACCAUCAAAGGAGAGGAUCGAUGCCAAAUGUGACGAGCAAUGUUUCUGUUCCGAUCGGAGCAUUAUCAUCGCAAGUAAGCGUUAUUCAUGACGAUCAAAAUGAAGAGAGCAGUAGAGAUGAAACGAUGAGUCGACCUGGACUUAUCAUCAGCAAGGCAUCUGAUACGCCAGAAGAUGUUCUUCAAAACAAUCGAGCUCCUAGCUUUAUGCAUGAUCGAUCGUUAGAUUCCAAUAUGAUCUUAAUGGGUAGUCUCGUUCAACCCUCUGCCAAAUUUUGAUUAUCAUACAUAUAUUUCAUCAACUCAUGCUCUUUUCUUACUUUUGUGCAAGACUCGUUGUACCUUAUGCAUACCAAACAAUCACAAUAUCUUUUAUUUUGAGAC